Pelmatolapia mariae (spotted tilapia) is the source of this 1699-nucleotide messenger RNA. RefSeq names its product sphingosine-1-phosphate receptor 4 (gene s1pr4). Gene Ontology annotation, biological process: adenylate cyclase-activating G protein-coupled receptor signaling pathway; regulation of metabolic process. Gene Ontology annotation, molecular function: sphingosine-1-phosphate receptor activity. Gene Ontology annotation, cellular component: cytoplasm; plasma membrane. The record is from RefSeq and is a predicted model, not a curated record. The coding region runs from base 199 to 1443 and encodes 414 amino acids. The transcript has 2 exons. NCBI's taxonomy places the organism in Eukaryota, Metazoa, Chordata, Actinopteri, Cichliformes, Cichlidae.
AGCAGCUGCACUAUCACACACUCAGCAUCACCAAGAGCGGCCAGAGGUGUUUGUUGCUCACAGGCAGCGAGCUCCAGUGGUUAGAGUGCGCCCAUAGCCUGUUUACUCACAGGAGUUUCGCACUAAUUCCCGUGCAGCUCGGUUCAGCCUGUUCUCGCCCAAAUCCUUCAUCCGACCGGCCGGCUCAGUUUUCCCAUCAUGAGUGCCUUGUCCUCCCUCACGUCCCCUUCCUCCUGCCCUCACAUGUACAACAUACCCACCUACCAGAGCAACAGCGCCGCACCAAAUGUCACCAGCGCUGCAACUGGGCUCAACCACGUGAUCCUGAGGCAUUACAACUACACCGGCCGUCUGCAGAACAGGACCAUCGCGAACUCCCAGAACCAGAUCAGUGUCUCCGUGGCCGUCUUCCUGUUCUUCAGCAUUUUCAUCAUCCUGGAGAAUCUCCUGGUGCUGGUGGCCGUCAUCUCCCGCAUCCGCCGCAGCCGUCGUUGGGUGUAUGUUUGCAUUGCCAACAUCACACUCAGCGAUCUCCUCACCGGAGCCGCUUACCUGGUGAACAUCUGCUUGUCUGGCAGCCAGACCUUUCGCCUGACGCCUGCUCUGUGGCUCUUCAGGGAGGGCAUGCUGUUUGUGGCCCUGGCAGCCUCCAUAUUCAGUUUGCUGCUGAUUGCUGUGGAGCGUUACACCACUAUGAUGAAGCCACUUCCCCAGAAGUCAACCAGAAAGACCUACUAUCGAAUCUAUGGCUUGGUAGCGCUUUGUUGGGGUUUGGCGCUGGUUAUUGGCUUUCUCCCCUUGCUGGGCUGGAACUGUGUGUGCAGCCUGGAUGGAUGCUCCACCCUGCUUCCUCUCUACUCCAAGACUUACAUCUUUUUUUCUCUCAUUAUUUUUUUCCUCAUCCUUCUGGCUAUCGGUGUGCUCUAUGGUGCCAUCUACUGCCACGUGCACAAGAGUGCUCAGCUAGCGCCCCAGCGCAGUCGCAAGCGCUCCUUAGCUCUGCUGAAGACUGUUAUCACCAUUGUCGGGGUCUUUAUGCUCUGCUGGGGGCCGCUCUUCAUGCUGUUACUGGUAGAUUUCUUCUGUGUCUCCCGCCAGUGCGCACUGCUAUUCAGCGCUGAAUUUUGCAUCUCCCUGGCCGUCCUCAACUCGGGCCUGAACCCCAUCAUCUACGCCCUGGGCAGCAGCGAGAUGAGAAAAGCCAUCGCUGAGCUGCUCUGCUGCUGCUGCCUGAGGGCUGGCCUCUGCCACCCAGACACAUUCACAUCAAAGGAGACCAGCAGCACCUCAGAGAGCAGGAGGGACAGUCUGAGGAACAGUUUUAAUAAGGUCAGGAACCUGAGUGUGGCCUCCCCGCCAUCCACCCCAAGCAAAACUCGCAGGGCACCUAGAAAAUAUAGGCUGAGCACCACCACCAGCUGCCUGUCAGUUUCAAGUGGUUAAACCACAACGUUCCCCUCCCAAGUAAACCAACCUGUGUGCACCGAUACACAUCUAACCGUUUCCUCUCAGUUUUGGUUUGAAUGUUCACUGCUUCAUGAAAUGCACAUGCACUGCUGACUAAACGCUCCAAUAAUAUCCUCACAAUAUUCCAGUUUGCAACAAUGUUACAAGAAAUUUUUAUUUUUUUUGCAUAACUAUGCAUUCUUUUGUAACUGUAUAUGAUAAUUUACAUUCACUGUACUUUUCUAUUAUUGCA